GUCGUGGCUGUCCAUGGCGGAGGGCGGCUCGGAGCCUGGGCAUGACGGCCCCGGCCCCGGCCCCGGGCCGGGCCCGGGUCCCGGCCCCGGGCUGGCCCUGGUCGAGGGCAGCGCAGGCCGCGCCGGCCGCGUCGGGGACCCCGGUGACCUAGUGGCCCUGGCCCAGCAGGUGCAGCAGGCCAAUGACUUUGUCCGAGCAAAUGCCUGCAGCAAACUGACAGUCAUCGCUGAGCAGAUCCGGCACCUGCAGGAGCAGGCGCGGAAGGUCUUAGAUGAAGCUAACAGGGAUGCUGAUCUGAACCACGUAGCCUGCAACAUUGUGAAGAAGCCAGGAAACGUUUACUACAUGUACAGGCGGGAGAGUGGGCAGCGGUAUUUCUCCAUUCUGUCUCCUAAGGAAUGGGGUACCACUCCCCAUGAAUUUCUUGGUGCCUAUAAGCUCCAGCAUGACAUGUCCUGGACUCCGUUUGAGGACAUAGAGAGACGAGAUGCUGAAAUAACUGUCCUGGAGAAGCUGCUGAACCAGCAGGCAGCACUGCCCCUGUGCAUGGAGCCCAACUUCCAGGGCCUGACCAAGUCACACAAGUGACCCCACAGGAUCCCCUGAGCAGAGUCCCUGAGUGAGGGGACACAGUGCCUGUAUGCUGCCAAAGGCGAGGUGGAAAGAGACCAAGAAACAAAAAUGCUGAUUGUUUUUGUGCUUUAAGGAGACUAAUUCUGCAUUCAGUCUUACUGGAUUUUAUAGUAAUUGAAUAAUUUACUUUAUUGACCUAUGCCAAUAAUUUACUUUAUUGACCUGUACCAGGAGUUGUCAGUUCCAAGAGUGCUUGGAGCAAAAAGCAGAAAUGCUUGGGGUAGAUGUGCUAAUGCUGUAAAAUAAUAUCCCCUAUCUGCCUGGCUCUGGUGUACCUCACUGUGAGUGCGUCAGGUAAUGAUCUCAGGGCUGGAUUUUCCCCCUUGUUAAAAUCCACAUGUUUAAAGAGCUCUGUGGCUUGGGAAGAGUAGUCAAAAGCCUGUGCAAAGGGUCUGUUGUGAUGAGUCUUCUGGUCUCUGUCCUAGCUGGUCUGAAUCCCUGAGCUGGGAACAUAGGGUGACCUGAAGCUCUUUUCUCUGGAAAGAGCAUUCUCAAAAGUACAAUGCAGGCUUCAGGUGCUCUUCAGAUGAUGUGUUUUUGACAUCUGUGACCGUGUUCACAGGGGUUUUCAGGAUGAGGGAAAAGACUUAGAUCUGACUCUAUAUUUCAGAAGGCUUGAUUAAUUAUUUUAUCAUAUAUAUAUAUUAUAUUAUAACUAUACUAAAGAAUAGAAGGAAGUUUCAUCUCAGAAGGCUAGCUAAGCUAAGAAUAGAAAGGAAUGAAUAACAAAAGUUUGUGACUCAGACAGAGAGUCCAAGCUAACUGGUCUGUGGUUGGCCAUUAAUUAUAAACAUUCAAGAUGGGCCAAUCACAGACACACCUGAUGCAUUCCACAGCUGCAGAUAACUGUUGUUUACAUUUUGUUGCUGUAGCUUCUCAGUGGGAAAAAAUCCUAAGAAAAGGAUUUUCAUAAAAAGAUGUCUGCAACACACAUUCUCAUGCACUCCCCCUUGGAUGUGAGUGCAUGAGCUGCCAGGUAGAGGCAGGAUACUGGAUGACUUUAUGCCAGAGCAGUGGGGAGAGUAAAAUAAAUCAACUGUUAUCUCACAUGUACCACCAA
Zonotrichia leucophrys gambelii is the source of this 1694-nucleotide messenger RNA. RefSeq names its product chromosome 21 C1orf50 homolog (gene C21H1orf50). The record is from RefSeq and is a predicted model, not a curated record. The transcript has 4 exons. The coding region runs from base 14 to 589 and encodes 191 amino acids. Lineage: Eukaryota; Metazoa; Chordata; Aves; Passeriformes; Passerellidae.